This is a messenger RNA of Ustilago hordei, 1299 nucleotides long. RefSeq lists its product as uncharacterized. The coding region runs from base 1 to 1299 and encodes 432 amino acids. The record is from RefSeq and is a predicted model, not a curated record. The transcript is spliced from 2 exons. Lineage: Eukaryota; Fungi; Basidiomycota; Ustilaginomycetes; Ustilaginales; Ustilaginaceae.
AUGCCACAAGGUGUCAUGCAUCUCGACACCCGGAGCAAUCUUUACGGUCAAACACUGAACCCGCACAACUUGGCCUUGAGUCCGGGUGGAUCAAGUGGAGGCGAGAGUGCCAUGGUCGCUGGCGGUGGAAGUGCGCUUGGUGUUGGAUCUGAUAUCGGUGGAUCUAUUCGACAGCCAUGUGGUGUCACUGGGCUCUAUGGAUUGCGACCAACGACGCAAAGACUGCCAUAUGCAGGUGUCCGAUCGACAAUGCCUGGCAACGAAGCUGUCACUUCUUCCCUUGGGGCCGAUGGCCACUUCUUUGCGGGAUGUCGAGUUGUUCAUGUCGAGCCUGUUGAACGACAAGACUCGUCCUUGGCAGCGAGAACACGCGCUACUGCCGCUGCCUUGGCGAAAAGUCGAGAGUCUUCUCAACAGCAAGCCUGGCAAACCCCUCAUCUCCGCCCCACCACUCCUAUCCGCCGUGCACUCUCGCAUUGGGUCGACAAGCUCCAACAAUCAACUAGCGCAAAUCGAGCUCGCAUCGAGCUCCGACGGUGGGACCCCCUCGAUAUGCACCGUCGAGCAUGGCAUCUCAUCCGUUCUCUCUACUUCAUCGACUCAGGCAAACUCUUCCACCUGGUCGCCAAAUCCACAGGUGAACCUCUUCUACCCCUCACCCAGUACAUCCUCUCCCAACCAUUCGUCCCUUCUGCCACCGCCAAUCUAGAAGCCGAUUCUUCCAACAACACUGCCUCGCCCAAGUUGGAGGAAAUGUCUGUCACCCAACUCUGGGCGGCCGUGCGAGCACGUGAAGCUUUCCCUAAAGAGUUUUUCAAGCGGUGGAACGAGCUUCAGCUGGACUGUCUCCUGUCUCCCGUCCAGGGCAAUGUGGCGCCUAGACCGGGAACGAUCAAGUAUUGGGGGUAUACCAGUGUUUUCAACCUCGUCGACUAUCCUGGGCUUGUGUUUCCCUCUGGGUUCAAAGCUGAUGCGAGGAGGGAUGAAGAAUACGAGGAGAAAGAGCGCAGCUUGCAGGCAGAGUUCGGCCAUACAUCUAAGAAGCAAGGUGAAUGGCUGAGCGACUUUGACAAAGACAACAUGCAAGAGUACCAACAGCACCGAGCAGUGUUCGACAAUGCUCCUGUCGGACUACAGCUGAUUGGGAGGAGGUACAAGGAUGAAGAACUGAUCAAGUACGCAGAGCUUCUGCAACACCUUGUCAGCACGCACAAGUACAUCUCGCAAGGGAGUUGCCCCAUACUAGCGUCGUUCCUUCUGCCGAUCGCUCUAAGCUCUACCUCCUCGCUACAGACUUGA